This is a messenger RNA of Folsomia candida, 2148 nucleotides long. RefSeq lists its product as uncharacterized. The transcript is spliced from 7 exons. Bases 444 to 1790 code for a protein of 448 amino acids. NCBI's taxonomy places the organism in Eukaryota, Metazoa, Arthropoda, Collembola, Entomobryomorpha, Isotomidae. The record is from RefSeq and is a predicted model, not a curated record.
GCAAGUCCAAUUCAUCAACGUCGAAUGUUUCUGAGAGCGACGAGAACUUUUAAUUUCUGAAGAAAUUUAAAUAAUUUAAAUAACACACCUCCUCCUAUUAAUUAAGCAUUGAUUAUUAUUCUAGUCUGAAUUACUAAAAGAGUGACACUGCUACAUGAUGCAGGCUGAAAGUGAAUUAUCGACCCAAGAAAUGGACGACACUACUAAUGCGCUCAUGAUGAUUUCAUUGGACGAUACGACUCAAAAUGAGAUUGGUGACUUAAUAAUUGACGAAACUAAUGUCGCCACCAGUGCGUUAAUGAAUCCUUUGAUUUUGAAAUUGAUCUUCUCCUACAUGGACGCCCCCCACCCUGAAGUACUCCGUGCGUCCCGUUUACACCCUCUGGGCCGAUCUGGGCGCCCCCUUUCUCGGGAAACAGACCAAGUUGAUCUUCUCGGAAGUCAUGACAUGCGGGAUGCUGACCCCCAAAGGAUUCGGACUGGCCACAUUCCACCCCAAGUUGGCCCAAAAUGUGAAGAUUGUCUCGCCCUUGUGGCCCUGCGAAUUGCCGGAAUUUCUUCCGCAAAACUUUACCGCUGCUCGGCCCAAGAUUGCGCCCCACUUGGAGGAACUUGAGGUCAACAUCGACUCCUCAUUUUUACCCGAGCUGCACAAAAUGUGGAGAUCAAAAUCACACCGGUUCACCAACCUGAGGAAAAUUACCAUAACUGUUUCGCUCUCAUAUGACGAAAAUGCGGGCACGAUUCUGACCGCGUCGUAUCCGGCGAUGGAAAACGUGAAGACGAUCUCAAUAAAAAUGACCAACCAGUUCGAUAACAAGCAGGAUGAGAUGGCAGCCAGCAUUUGUCAGAAACUGCUCAAUGCCACCCCCAACUUGCAAGAGGUUGAGAUGGAGGCCAGUUUUUACCUGGAUUUUGCCCCUUCCAAGAAACUGACCAAGCUGACCUACACCUUUGUCCAGUUCUUUGAACAUGACUUUAUGGAGGAGCCCGUGUUAAUAGAAAUUGACAAAAUUUCCGAAAUGUUGGAGUGCUGCCGGGAAUCUUCUUUGACAGAGUUGACUCUUCGCCAUGUGGGUGAGGGCAUUAUUGACUACGAGGAGGAUGAGAACGAUAUGCAGCAGACUUUAUCCCUCCCAUCCUUCCCAAAGUUGACCCGAUUGUCAAUCUCCUCCAUGGACUUUUACCACUUGGGUGACUAUCUGUCCACGGCACACCUCCCAAAUCUCACCCAUGUCAGCCUCGCCAUCAAUUUCAAGCAAUUCGUCUCUCUUUCUGACAUUUUUGCUCAUAUUCGUCACCCUCACGUCGGAGUUACGUCGCUCCACCUGGACGCCGCGCAUGACGGAGAUGAAGAUCAUGUCGGCAUUGGGACCGAGAUCCUCCGUCUUUUCCCCGCCGUGAAAACGUUACAGUUAAAGCUGACCGUUUCAGCAUUUGUGCAGGUGGAAGGCGACGUCGCAAUCCGCAUCUUGAAACGAACCCUGCGAAACUUUGCGCCUUGGGAGCUGACCUCGGCGUUAGUGGAGAUGAAAUAUGUGCGCAGUUCGGACUUCGUGAUGGGCACGAUGCAGGGAUUAAAGCGGUGGAAAGGCUUGGCUCACACCGAGGUUCGACUUUGCGGUAUAGAUAGGCUACCUUUUGUCCUGGGGGAUGACGUUAAAGAGGUUCUUUUGGCCAGCAGAUCGGUGAAAUCGAUCAAAAUGUUGGGAUUAUUGAUGGAGGCUGAGAAGGAUGAAUUUCAAAGAUUUAUCGAAGAGAACGGUCUCCAGAUUAGUUUGUCGGAGUGAAUUCAUCGUUGUAUUAAUUACUUAAAUAUAUAAGUUUCCUUAAUUUUUGUUAAGCGACGAAUCAAAUUGGUUUUUAUUAGUAUUUGGUGAUCUCUUGACAUACAUAAAAGUUUAACCAUCUGUUGAUUUUUUUUUAUAACUUACUUUAAAUUAAUUUGUGUUUAUUACACUAUAAAUGUAUGUGAGCAACGCAACGGUAAAUAUUGGUUAGGGUCAGACCCUUACGUAUAAAUGUUAGACUCUUUUUUUGCAGAAAUUUUGUUUAUUUCGGUUAAGGUAGAACGAAAAUUGUGAAUUUCCAUACAUUCCAAGCCAAUCUUUUAUACAAUUUGUUAAUAAACUGUACCCUUAAAAAUAA